Stylonychia lemnae is the source of this 1521-nucleotide messenger RNA. Lineage: Eukaryota; Ciliophora; Spirotrichea; Sporadotrichida; Oxytrichidae. The record is from the annotation of a GenBank genome assembly.
AUGAUGGCAUUUGCUAAGAAGUUUAAAUGGGAUGGAACUCCUUGGAUCGAUGAAAACGAUCCAAGAGCAGCCGAAUAUCGCAAGGCUAAAGAGAGAUUUUUGGAGAGAGAGAGAUAGCUUCAAGACACUUUAUCUGCUGAAGAUAAAAAGUAUUAUGAAGCCCACAGACUAGCCUUCCAUAAAUUAGUGGAAGACUCUCUUAAGAAUCGUUAGAACUGGUGGAUGAGAUUGUAGGAGAUGACUGAGGACCAGAUGGAUAUCCUUCCAGCUGAGUAUAUCAAGAAAUUUGGUUCAUUUGUCAUGAAAAUUGAGGAAAUGCAAUAGGAGAAAUAACUUGAAGAUAAUUAAAUGAAUGUGGAGAAUUACAGUCAAGUCAAGAAUUUAGCAAAGUUGCAAACAAAUGAAGAAAAACAAGCCAUUGAGGAUAAAAAUUAAGUUGCUAGGGAAGACCUAAAGGGCGACAGAAUAUAUCAGUAUGCCAAGGAUAAUUAUUUCAUGAGAUAGACUCGUGUUGACUUGAGUAAGAUAAGCUAUAAUCAUGAAUAGUUCCGUGAAUACACUGACCUAUAUGAGAAAGCAUCAUAAAAAGACAGAGAGGACUUGAAGUACUUUUACAAGAUGGUGAAGUAUUGUCAAACAUAUCCAAACAGCAGAGAUAGUGCUGCAGUAAAUUUUGCUAAAAAGGUUAACAUGGACUUGAUAUAAGUUCCAGAGGAAUUCAAGGAUGUGACUAUUGAUGAUUUAGAAAUCAGGAGAGACAGAAGAGCAAGAAGAACAGUAAUCAGAAAUAGAACUAGCAGAGAUUUAUCUAAGUACGAUGCUUGGCUCAACUACGACAGAUAACUAAUGAAGACUGCAGGUAAAAUGACUUGCAUCAGAAAAAUAAUGCUAUCACCAGCUUUGUUGGUCAAAGCCUUUGGACAACCACAUAGAUCAAGAACUGCUUAUGAUGGUACAGGUGAAUAUGAUUUUGAGGAUAACAAUCUUGAUAUCUUUAACAUUCAUGAUUACAGAAAGACUGAAAUGUAUCAUGGACUUCCUCGUGAUGACGAAUACUAUGUGAAGGAGCUUAAGAAGCCUCCUCAUAAAAGAGAGAAGAAGUGGCCAACAAUAGAAGAAUUCUGGGCUUCAACUGAGCCAUAAGAGUUCAGACUUCACUGUUCGCAUCAUGGUGACUUCCGCAAGUUCAGAGUGUGGCUCAAGAAGACACUAGAAGAAGUAGCUGAAAAGGAACUAUCAUAUGAAGAUGAAGUAAUGCCCAAAUUCAAAAAUGAAUUCGAUCUCUGUUUAGGAGACUACAAUGAGAAAGGUGUGGUAAAUAAAAACUUUGCAGUGGUAAACAUGGAUUUCACUUACUUUAUGAAGGAGGAUGAGCUUAAGAAAUACUCAUAAGAGCUAUUGCCAGAGUAAAUCACCUACCCUAAAUACUUCGAUUCUUCCAAGGCUGAAAGGAUAUAUAUAACUCAAGAAGAAAUAUUAAGAAGAGUGGAAGAGGAGCAAGAGAAAAUGAAGAAUAUUUGA